CGUGCGCACUCGGCAGUGCGGCCAGUGUGCGUGCGUGAGUGGGAGGUGGCAAGCCCCUGACUCCGGCCUUCCCCGCUGCCCUUUCCUGCGCGACGUCUACAACCAUGAGCCGGUUCGGUACCCGGUUGGUGGGAGCCGCGACCACCCAGUCACCGCCGCCCAAAGCCCGCAGCAAUGAAAACCUGGACAAAAUAGAUAUGUCUUUGGAUGAUAUUAUCAAAUUGAACCGAAAGGAAGGAAAGAAGCAGAAUUUUCCAAGACUAAAUAGAAGACUCCAGCAAAGUGGUACUCGGCAAUUCAAGAUGAGAUUACGGUGGGGAAUUCAACAGAAUUCUGGUUUUGGUAAAACUAAUCUGAACCGUAGAGGAAGAAUAAUGCCUGCAAAAAGACGUCCUUAUGGAGUUGUCACUGGCCUUGCAGCUAGGAAAACACCUGGAAUUCGAAAGGGAAUUAGUCCUAUGAAUCGUCCUCCUCUCAGUGAUAAGAAUAUAGAGCGAUAUUUUCCCGUGUUAAAAAGGAAGGCAAACCUUCUGAGACAGAAUGAAGCACAAAGGAAACCAGUUGCAGUUCUCAAGAGACCUAACCAGUUAAACAGAAAAACUAACCUCCCAGCUAAUUUUACCAGGAGUGGGAAUAAAUUAAGCCAUCAGAAAGAUACUCGCCAGGCAACUUUUCUUUUCCGAAGAGGCCUGAAGGUUCAGGCCCAGGUGAACACAGAACAGCUGCUAGAAGAUGUAGUAGCAAAGAGAACGCGUCAAUGGCGUACUUCCACCACAAAUGGAGGAAUUCUUACAGUGUCCAUUGACAAUCCUGGAGCAGUUCAGAACCCAAUAGCUCAAAAACCGCGAUUAACUCGUACUCCUGUGCCCUCUUUCAUGACAAAACGAGAGCAAUCUGAUGUAAAGAAAGUUCCUAAAGGUGUUCCCCUACAAUUUGACAUAAAUAGUGUUGGAAAACAGACAGGGAUGACUUUGAAUGAACGAUUUGGGAUACUGAAGGAGCAAAGAGCCACUCUCACGUUCAACAAAGGAGGAAGCCGCUUUGUAACUGUGGGAUAAGAUCCCUUGUCAAAGGAACUUUUCAGUGAUGACUGUUUGAGAAGUUGAAUUGCUUGAAGAAUUCAUCACAGAAAUUCAAAAACUUUACUUCAAAAUAUCUAGAAGGCUAAAUAACUUUUAUUUUUUAAGGUUUUUUUUUAAUGUAUAAAAUAAUCCCCUGAAAGAAUAACAGGGAAUAUACCUAUCUGUUCUUAAAGAUUUCUUGGUUGACCCCGACAAAAUAAUUCUCUAUUGACUUCUUUGGUGCCUCAUGAAGCAGAAGGAAGACAGAAUGAUAGAAAUUGCUUAUUUUUAUGAUAGUGGCAUUUAGGAUCUCAUUACUUUUGCCCAUUUUUUAGUUCUUGGCCAUGGCCAACCUUAGUCUUUGGAUAUAUAUAUAUAGCCCCCUUUGUUGCUGUCACUUAACUUUGAAUAGUGUUGACAUAAGUGCAGUUGCCUUUUCUUCAUUAGUUAUAUUAAAAAUUUUCAGAAUUUCAGUUUUGGCUUUUAGGAUUUAUGGAAAUAUCUGGAACUUGGUUCAUUUUUCAGAUAAUAUUAGGUUAAAUUCCUAAAGUUUAAGUCUUUCAUGUUGAAAUUCUGACAAGGAAUGUGGUUCUCUUAAUAGUCUCAGCCUAAAAUGUUGAUGUUUCCUUACUAUAAAUGCAUAUUUACACAGUUACCUGAUACUUUAGAGGGUAAGUUUCAGUGUAAAACCCUGAAAGUUGGUGUUUGAAAAAUGUAGAAAGCAUGACAGGGAAUAGCAAGUUGAAGGACCAGAAAUUUAGAUGAAAUACUUCAAAACCCCAGUUAUGGGUAGACUCUGGGUUUUGUGGUGGUAUCAGUCUAGUGUCCACACAUUAUUCUUCAAAUGGUAUUUAUAAGAAAAAUUUUUAAGGUGGACUGAGUUACUUAGAUAUUUUGAUAGUAAACUUAAUAGCCAUAAGUCCUAAACUGUUCUUAUUCAGAGUUAAAAUUUGUAAGCUUUUAAGCUUGCUAAAUUAACAAUUUCUAGCUCUAAAAAAUAUACUUGUAUGUGUCUCAAAGAAAAGUUGAAAAAUUAGUACAACAUUGUAACCUUGUUAUAAACCUUGUAUUCUGAUUUGCUUUAUUUUGGGGGGGGGUAUGAUAUAAAGUUCAGACAUUUAAAGGGAGAAAGAUUUUUUUCCUACUCUGGACUAGUGAUCAGAGUUGGUCUGACAUGCCAAGAUAAUGGUAAAAAUCCUCAGACUAUUGUAUACACAGAUUAUAGUAAAAUGCCAUAGUGCAGAAAAAUAUUCCUGGUUCAAGUUAACAAGUUUGGUAAUUUUGAAGUUUGACCUUAGGUUUGGUAUAAUUUAUAUAAGCCUCUAAGUAGGUGUUAGGUUUCUGGUGUUUAUUGACUUUUUCUAUAAAAGAAAACAUCACUCCUGUUUACCUUGUAUUGUAUAUUAGACUUCAUGGUCUCUCAUGCUCCUUGGUUUACUUGAUUUAUUUUAGCCAUAGAAUGCUAUCAGUAACAGUUUCAUGCUUAUACCAAAGAAUUAAAUCUGAUCCUUAAUGCCAGUACUUCUAUUUAAUAAGGAAUUAUUGGAAGCCAGUCACAGAAUUUGACAAUAAACACUAGUGUCUCCUUCACUACAUAUGAGGCUUUUCAUAGAAACCAAGGACUCACUGUAAACUAUUUUUGAAAGUCUGAAUUCUUCUAUUUGGUCUAUACUUCUUCUAUUUGAUCUAUUAUAGACUGGUUUAGAAUUGCUGGUAGCUUAUUUUAAAGAAAAACAAUUGAGCGUGAGUUUUUUUUAAAGAAAAAACAAUUGAGCGUGAGUUUGCUAUCUUUAAAAAUGUUUGUGAAAAUGUGUUAUAAAGGUAUUCUCAUUUUCCUGUUAUUUAAAAUAUUAUAGAGAUUAUUCAUGCCAUUUUUUGUAAACUUUAAAAAUUGCCCCAAACAUUAUUAAGUGCAUCAAGUAAGUGUCAUUGGUAUAUUAGAUGUUUGCUCUUCAUGCUUUUGUAAUUUAAUUUUCAUUCAAAGUGGUUUUUGCCUUUGGUACAACUAAAUUAAAACUCUUGUGUACUAACAUACUGUAUAUAAACAAAACAAUAUGCUUUGUUAGAGGAAAUUUUCUUUUCUUUGAAAUGUGGUUGUAGUCAUUUUUGUUCAGUUCCUAGGUUUUUUAAAAACAAAAUGCCACUUGAAAUUUCUUUUGCAUCAAGAUGUAUGCAAAACAUUGAUGCAGUGCAUCACAAAUGAAAGUUUGUAUUUAAUGAGGAGGUGCUUUACACUGUACUUUUUGGUGUUUUUUGGAAAAGUUCCAUUUAGAUCUAUUAUGAAGCUGUUCAUUUUUAACAAAUAAAAUGUAACAGGUUUCACAUGA
This is a messenger RNA of Perognathus longimembris pacificus (Pacific pocket mouse), 3388 nucleotides long. RefSeq names its product forty-two-three domain containing 1 (gene Fyttd1). Gene Ontology annotation, biological process: mRNA export from nucleus. Gene Ontology annotation, molecular function: mRNA binding. The transcript has 9 exons. Bases 105 to 1058 code for a protein of 317 amino acids. The record is from RefSeq and is a predicted model, not a curated record. NCBI's taxonomy places the organism in Eukaryota, Metazoa, Chordata, Mammalia, Rodentia, Heteromyidae.